Messenger RNA from Molossus molossus (Pallas's mastiff bat), 817 nucleotides. It is a transcript of the gene WDR83OS, whose product is annotated as WD repeat domain 83 opposite strand. The coding region runs from base 168 to 488 and encodes 106 amino acids. Gene Ontology annotation, molecular function: protein folding chaperone. Lineage: Eukaryota; Metazoa; Chordata; Mammalia; Chiroptera; Molossidae. Gene Ontology annotation, biological process: protein insertion into ER membrane. Gene Ontology annotation, cellular component: endoplasmic reticulum membrane. The transcript has 4 exons. The record is from RefSeq and is a predicted model, not a curated record.
UUAAUGAAAGCUGUCUGGAGGUUCCAGGUUUCUCUUCCCACUUACUGCUCCCCCGCCACUAGGUACAGUGAGCGCGAGGGCUGCGCGUGUUACUGUGAAAAGCAUCCUCGUUUCUACGCCGGAAGAGGCAACUCCGGCGGCGGAAGAGGCUCGAUCUCCUACUCGCUAUGUUCACGAACAAUAUGUCGGACCCGCGGAGGCCGAACAAAGUGCUGAGGUACAAGCCUCCGCCUAGCGAGUGUAACCCGGCCUUGGACGACCCGACGCCGGACUACAUGAACCUGCUCGGCAUGAUCUUCAGCAUGUGCGGCCUCAUGCUCAAGCUGAAGUGGUGCGCUUGGGUUGCUGUCUACUGCUCCUUCAUCAGCUUCGCUAACUCCCGGAGCUCUGAGGACACUAAGCAAAUGAUGAGUAGCUUCAUGCUGUCCAUCUCUGCCGUGGUGAUGUCGUAUCUGCAGAACCCUCAGCCCAUGACACCCCCUUGGUGAUGUCAGCCUAGGGAGGUCACUUCCUGGACCCCUCUAUACACCUCCCUCCAGGGCUGAUCCUUAGCUGCUCAGCCUCCUUUCCUCAGCUGCUGGCUGUCCUGGGCUUCCCUGGGGUGAGGUAGUUGCAGGACCCUCAACUGAAUGGAAGGAACCUGGACCUUUCCCUGGGGUCCCACUUUUACUGGGGCAGAGAGGGGAAUACCCUAGGCCUACUCCUGCCUUCCUUCCCCACCCUGCCUGCUGCUGGGGGAGAUGCUGUCCAUGUUUCUAGGUGUAUCCACUUAUUUUCUUGUUGAAACCAGUUAACAAUAAAGUUUUGCAUUCUGGUU